Messenger RNA from Neoarius graeffei (lesser salmon catfish), 2083 nucleotides. RefSeq names its product solute carrier family 39 member 5 (gene slc39a5). Gene Ontology annotation, biological process: zinc ion import across plasma membrane; intracellular zinc ion homeostasis; BMP signaling pathway. Bases 206 to 1894 code for a protein of 562 amino acids. Gene Ontology annotation, cellular component: membrane. Gene Ontology annotation, molecular function: zinc ion transmembrane transporter activity. NCBI's taxonomy places the organism in Eukaryota, Metazoa, Chordata, Actinopteri, Siluriformes, Ariidae. The transcript is spliced from 12 exons. The record is from RefSeq and is a predicted model, not a curated record.
UGCUUUUUCUCCUCCCCUAAAACCCCUCACCCUUCUACUGAUUACCUGAGAGGAUCAACAAACCUGAUCAAUCCUCUGCAGUUGCUCAAAUCCCUGCAGUGACAUUUUACAAGUGUGUAAACGUCAACCAGAGCCUCCUCACUGCCACAGAGCUCAGACUCUGAGGAAGCACAGCGUGAAAAGUAAAGGGCAGAAAUCUUAAAUCAUGAAGGAGCAGAACUUCAGGAUCCCUCUGGACUUCAAGCUUGGUGUUUACUUCUGUUUUGUGAUCAUUUCAUCUAUACAAACGCCACUCGCUUAUUCGCAUUACAACACAGCCGAAUCAGUGAAAGACAACAAUCAGGUCACGACUACAGAGGAGCAUUUAGAGGAGGCUUUUGAAGAGCAAGGCUACUACCUGCAGCGUCUUUUCCUGGAGUAUGGCAGUAAUGGCACGCUGACGUAUGAAGGCCUGCAGAAGUUACUGGGCAGCCUGGGACUGGGCGAGGUCAGCGUCCUGGAGAUCAGACACGGUGUGGUGAAGCUUUCCUCUCCCAGCCUGGCUCAUAUUCACCAACACUUAAAAGCAGACCAUCAUCAUCAUCAUCAGCCCUCAAGCACAGGGCCAUUACAUAAAGUCCCGGAGCCUGAAACUUAUUUUAAUGCAAAAGCAACAGUGUCCACAACCGAUGUUAAAGUUGUGUCGCGUGGCUCUUCAGGAUGGGGAGAUGAUUUACAACCUACAGCGUCAUCUGGCACAGAAAAAACAUUAAUGUUCUCUGAUCAUCUGACAAAGAACCACCUCCAUGAGAAUUGUUUGAACGUCACACAGCUUCUGUGGAACUUCGGUUUGGAUCAGGCGUCUCGCAUCACCCCUGCUCACUUCACCUUCCUGUGUCCCGCUCUGCUGUAUCAGAUCGACAGUGGUGUGUGUCUUCGCCACACGGAUCCUGAUGUGCAGGAAGCCGGACAAGGAGUGGCUUUACUCAGAGCUCUGGGUUGGGCUUCUGUGGCACUGCUAGUAAUCAGUCUGCCGUCCCUCGUGGCCCUCGGACUGAUUCCUCUGAUCCCACUUGCUGCCCUCCAGACCUUCCUGUGCCCCAUGGCAGCCGUGGCAGUGGGCACUCUGUGUGGAGACGCCCUGCUGCACCUACUGCCUCAUGCAAACUCUGAGUCACACAGUAAUCACCAGGAUGCAGUGUUAAAGGGCCUGUGUGCGCUCGGGGGACUCUACUUGCUCUUUGUGUUUGAAAGUGCACUUGGUCUCAGGCACAGCUCUAAGAAAUCAAAGAAGCAAAAGCAGAACGUCGCAGAGGGCCGGGAGAUGGAGGCACUGGCGGGUUCCUCUACUCCUGAGCGCUCUGUGGUCCUUGAGUCAGGUCACGGUCAUUCUCACGCAAGGUCGGAUCGAAGCUCCUCCAGUCUCGGCACCAUCGCUUGGAUGGUCAUCAUGGGAGACGGAAUCCAUAACCUCACUGACGGACUCGCGAUCGGUGUGGCGUUUUCUCAGAGCCUGACUGGAGGACUCAGUACCACUGUUGCUGUCUUCUGCCAUGAGCUUCCUCAUGAGCUGGGUGAUCUGGCCAUGUUGCUGGCUGCAGGUUGGUCUGUACGGAGACUAGCACUCUUCAGCUUGUUCUCGGCCCUGCUGGGGUACAUUGGAGUGCUGACUGGCACUGUCCUGGGGCACCAGUGGGCACAGCACUCGCCCUGGAUCCUCACACUCACUGCUGGAGUCUUUCUCUACGUCGCACUGACUGACAUGAUGCCCGAGAUGCUGCACGGAGAUCGAGGUUCAUUGAGUCCUCUCAGCAGUUUCCUCCUGCAGAGCGUUGGCUUGCUCACAGGAGGUGCUAUCAUGCUGUGUAUCGCUCUCUUUGAGGAGAACCUCAGCGUUCACUUGGGCGAUGGAUGAGACAGAAAAUAUAGCAUGUGUGGAAUCCUAGAGCAGCUCCAAACCUUGCUAACAUGGACGUCUUAAAUGUGGGUUUGUGCUGAAAGGACAGUACAGGAAGAAGAAAAGCUACUUCGGCCAGCCUGAACAAUCUUUUUACUGAUUUGACUAAAAGCAGCUUUUGGAAUUUUAUUUUAUUUUUUAUUAAAG